This is a messenger RNA of Megalops cyprinoides (Indo-Pacific tarpon), 1977 nucleotides long. Its product is annotated as serine/threonine-protein kinase SBK1-like. Gene Ontology annotation, biological process: peptidyl-serine phosphorylation; peptidyl-threonine phosphorylation. The transcript is spliced from 4 exons. The record is from RefSeq and is a predicted model, not a curated record. Gene Ontology annotation, molecular function: ATP binding; protein serine/threonine kinase activity. Lineage: Eukaryota; Metazoa; Chordata; Actinopteri; Elopiformes; Megalopidae. Bases 653 to 1729 code for a protein of 358 amino acids.
GAGUGUAUAACUUCUCUUGACGAGUAGAAUUUAGGAAGUAGUUAGGAAGUAGCUAGAGAAUUUAUUGAGAAGCGCACCUGUUUCUAUUGAAGUUGUCACACGGUUUUCCACACUUGAGUGCCAACUCUAGCACCUCCAGUGAGAAAAAGGUAGCCGCUGGGAAACAGCUUAUUCGCCAACUAUGGCCGCGUGAAUCAUUGAUUAACUGUUCAUUGCAUUGAAAUUCUGCGAAUAAGAGAUUGAGAGAGGGGGGAGACAUGGGAAAAAAGAGAGAGAGGGUUAGUUUGGCACUGAGGGAGAUAUGUGGAGGGUGGAGGGUGAUGUAGACAGACUGACUGACAGAUCUGACCGUGAUGGAUCCCCCAAGAGGGACACAUAAAAAGAGUUUGAAUAGUUGAGGUGAUGCAGACAGGAGAUUUUAGAGAGGGGGAGAGAGAUAGAGGCUAAUGGAGGAGUUAGAGGUUGCAAUAUUAAAGUAGCAGACUGAAAGAGGAGAAGUGUCACCACAUUAAAAAUACGAAGAUACAUGUGAAUCUGUAAAGAACUGGACAUGCACAUAAUAAAUAUAAUAGAAAUGACAGAAAUGUAGGAAAAAGUAGAUACCGUUGGACCGAAAGAAACAUUUAACGGACAGAACUGAGAAAACUUUGCCAUGACAGCGGCUGCAAGACAGUUAGAUGCACUAUGUCAUCUGACAGCCCAGUCGAUGACAUCACUUGAGACCUCAGAUCACUUCCAGGUCAUCAAGCUCCUGGGAGAGGGUUCAUAUGGCAAGGUCAUGCUGGCAGUUCACAGGAAGAGAGGCACACCCAUGGCCCUGAAGCUCUUUCCCCGUGGAUCUACCUCUCUCAUUUCAUUCCUGCGGGAGUACAACCUCUCUCUCUCUUUCUGCACCCACCCGUCACUCACGAGGGCCUUGGGCAUUGUGUUCUCCACCCCCUCUCACUACGUCUUUGCCCAGCAAGCCGCGCUGUAUGGAGACCUGUACGAUAUCAUUGUUCCAGAGGUUGGCGUGGAGGAGCCGUGCGUGCAGAGGGUGAUGUCACAGCUCAGCGGGGCGCUGUCUCACCUCCACUCUCUGGGCUUCGUGCACCGGGACGUGAAGCCCGAGAACGUGUUCCUGUGCGACCGCCUCUGCCACUGGGUUAAACUGGGCGAUUUUGGGAUGGUCAAGCCAAGGGGGGCCCAGGUCCCCGCGGUGUGGUACGAGUCCCCCUACUGCACCCCCGAAACAGAGGCGGCGAAGGGCAGGAAGGGAAAGAUAUGGCCAGAUAAAAACAGCACAGCAGGAGAGAGGAUCUGUAAGAUAGAGGUGCGCAGUGGCGGCCCUGCAGGUGUAAAGAGUGAAAAGGGAACAGGCAAGGGAGAUAAUAAGAAUGUCCUUUGGGUGUCAGUUGAGACCAGUAUAGACAGCUGGGCGCUAGGAAUCCUGGUCUACUCCAUGCUGACCGGGUCUUACCCUUGGAAAGAAACGUCCUCCGAUGACCCAGGAUACAGGAAAUACAGAGAGUGGUUUCUCAGGGAGAAAGAGCAAGCAGGACCCAAUCCCAUCGCCCCGCAGUUUGCUGUCUUCACCCCGUUAGCCCACUGUCUCUUCCAGGAGCUGCUCAACCCACAGCCCUGGCUUAGGGCCAGGCCUGAGCAGGUCCUGGGUUACCUCGGUGGGGAUUGGAUACUUAAGAAAGGAGGAGGAAUAGAGGGAGCACUGAGGGAGAAGCAAGGAAAAUGAGAGAGGAAAGGGGGGUAAAGAACAGAGAAUGAAAAGGUAAUGAUGAAGUGAAAGUGAUGAAGUGAGCGGUUAUAACUCGAGGGAAAAUGGAAUAUGGGACACUAAAUGAGGAUAUGGGAAGCAGAAGAUCAUCCAUAAAGCCAAAGUUUAAUGGUAUUUAGUAUAGGUGUGUACUGUGGAUCAAUGCUAUGGAUUUUUUUUAAUUUCAUGCUUUUAUCCUUUGUAUUUUCAAUAUAAUAAUAUUUUUA